Leptinotarsa decemlineata (Colorado potato beetle) is the source of this 1837-nucleotide messenger RNA. RefSeq names its product probable cytochrome P450 12a5, mitochondrial. Gene Ontology annotation, molecular function: oxidoreductase activity, acting on paired donors, with incorporation or reduction of molecular oxygen; heme binding; monooxygenase activity. Lineage: Eukaryota; Metazoa; Arthropoda; Insecta; Coleoptera; Chrysomelidae. The record is from RefSeq and is a predicted model, not a curated record.
UACUCUAUUAAAACGACUCAUAACUGUUUUUACCGUGGUCUACACCGAUAACAACAACAAUACGCGCACUCCAUCCAGCAAUCGAAUUUCGAUACAUCUCCUGCACUUGUUUGCCGUUCUUUUGUUUCUUCGGCGGCACUCUCACAGCAAUGUUGAUACGUUGUGCGUCGCGACCCUUAGCGCUAGGGGCGAGGGCGGUAUCCGCGAGUUCCUCGAAACCGUGUGCCGGGGCAGCCGCGGUGUCGAAGAGGGAGGACUAUUACAAAACGUUGGGCGAGCAUGUGGACGAGUCUAAGCCUCCCGGUUGGGAUUCCGCGCGACCUUUUGAGGAAAUUCCCGGCCCCAAGCCGCUGCCUAUUGUGGGAAAUUUGCUGAGGUUCAUGCCUUUUGUCGGGGAGCUGUACAAGACUCCAAUCUUGGGGAUGUUCCAAAAAUUCAGGGAACAAUAUGGAGAUGUGGUAAUCCUGAAAGGUAUUCCCGGGCGGUCAGAUUACGUAUAUAUUUACGAUACGAAGGAUAUUGAAAAUCUUCUCAGGAAUUCAGGAACCUUUCCAGUGAGGAGAGUAUUGGACGUUUUCGUCUAUUACCGUACUGUCGCUAGAAAAGACAUAUUUCAAGGUAUCGGAGGGGUGUUAACAGUACAAGGAGAAGAUUGGUUCAAAAUCAGAACCGUAGUUAAUCCUAUCCUGAUGCAGCCGAAAACCGUCCAACAGUACAUGUCCAAGCUAGAUGGUGUAGCAGGUGAACUAGCAGAAAACAUGAGGCAUUUCUCGAGACUCAACGAAACCCAUCAGAUGCCGGACGAUUUCGUGAACGAGCUGUACAAGUGGGCUCUGGAAUCAGUCGGUAUCAUGGCUCUCAAUAAGCAUUUCGGUUGUCUGGAUUUGACGACACCGCAAGAUUCCGAUCCGAAGAAACUAGUAACUGCCGUUUUAAAUAUGUUCAAACACUUGUAUCUGAUAGAAACUUCCCCACCGCUUUGGAAGUUCAUCAGCACGCCGUUGUACAAGAAAUUCGUCAAAAAUUUGGAUUUCAUAACAAGCAUCAUUGUGAAGACUAUAGACGAAGCCUUAGCUGAACCCAUCGACGAGUCAGUGCCAGAGCACCAACUCAGCGUCCUUCAUAGACUUGGAAGAAAAGACAAGCGAAUAGCCUUCACCAUGGUGAUGGACAUGCUGAUUGCCGGAUUAGAUACGACCGGUAAAACCCUAGGGGCGAUCCUCUAUUUCCUUGCCAAGAAUCCGGACAAGCAGGCCAAGCUGCGAGAGGAGAUUUUCGAAGUACUUCCCGAGAAGGACUCUGUUGUUACCGCGGAGGGCUUGGGGAGGAUGCCCUACUUGAAGGCGGUCAUUAGGGAAUCUAACAGGAUUGCUCCGGUCGCCGUGGGGACUGUCAGGACUACGGUGAAAGAACUGGUGCUAGGAGGGUACCAGAUUCCAAAGGGGACCAACGUGACGGUCGUUUCGAUUUGCACGUCGAAUUCUUCGGAACACUUCAAGGACCCGGAGAAAUACAUGCCGGAACGUUGGCUGCGAGAUACAAACGAUGAAUACUCCUCCAAAAACGUACAUUCAUUCGCAAGUCUUCCAUUUGGAUUCGGGCCCAGAAUGUGUGUAGGCAUGAGAUUCGCUAGUUUGGAACUGGAGUUGGUUCUUGUGAAGAUUAUAAGGAAUUUCGAACUGUCCUGGGAACAUCCCGAUAUGGAGUUUGCUUCACAUUUGUUGUAUGGAAUAAACAAUCCGUUGAAACUAACCGUAAAAGAGUUGACCAGAUGAAGUAUGUGUCAUAUAUUAGAAUACAGAAUUGCAUAAUUUGUAUAGAUUAGAUGGAGUUUUGA